Molecule: messenger RNA, 676 nt
Organism: Melitaea cinxia (Glanville fritillary)
Lineage: Eukaryota; Metazoa; Arthropoda; Insecta; Lepidoptera; Nymphalidae
Exons: 1
Coding region: 5-574 (189 amino acids)
Source: RefSeq, a predicted model, not a curated record
AGCAAUGCGAGAGAUGACAGCGUCCAGUCGCUCGACACGAGGAGAAACAGACGCACGUACGAUGUUCCUACUCCUUGCAUGUCUACUGGCCGCCGCGGUCGCCGCGCCGACUCACGAUCAAAGACAGGAAGGCGAUUACAACGUUGGAGUUGAUUUGCAAAAUGUCGUCGUUAUAAUCGGCUUACCAAAAAAAUUGCCUUUCGGCACUCUUCUUGAUCUUUUUACACGAAACUCGAAAUCGGGAAAUGACAACAUUCAAGCACAGGACAGGGCCGAUACUCAUGUAAUGAAGGCCUUCGUAGAACCUAAUACACCAUAUCGAGUAGACAUCGAUUCCGAAAGUGAGAGGUCUGUCAGCGGCGAUGGUAUUAGCGAACACGACAGCGAGGUAGUCAUCGCUGGUCGGCGGCGACUCGAAACGGAGCCAUUGCAUCAGGAAGACGAAAUGAAGCUUAUAGGAGCGACGGAACAGUGUGGUCCUGACCGCGAGAGAGAUCCAGUGACUCUUACUUGUCGUUUCCGAGUCGAUGCCGUUCCAGAAAAAACACCCGAAGUUGUUCUUGCUACUGUAUAAUUUAAUUCCGUCUAUAUAGCUAAGUUAAUUUAUUUAUUGCGCUUUAAAUUUGUGAUUAACUGUAAAUUAUCUUCAUACGAAUAAAAUAUACUUUAUAAGCAA